This is a messenger RNA of Eucalyptus grandis, 1994 nucleotides long. RefSeq lists its product as uncharacterized. The transcript has 3 exons. Lineage: Eukaryota; Viridiplantae; Streptophyta; Magnoliopsida; Myrtales; Myrtaceae. The record is from RefSeq and is a predicted model, not a curated record. The coding region runs from base 435 to 1307 and encodes 290 amino acids.
UCUCCUUUUUCGUCUCCUCCGCCCCGCGAAAUUCACCGCCGGCGACGACGCGAUCGAUCCUCCCUUCCCUCGUCCCUUCGGAAAUCGCGACCCCAUCCCCUCGAUCCGCCUCGACGGCCUCCGCUCCGCAAUCGCCGCCGCCGCCGCUCCUCGCGAGACCCUCCUUGGAAAUCCCCUCGCGCCUCCGUCGCGGCGCGCGAUGAGCUCGGAAUUCGGACGCCGACCCGCGAAGCCGGUCCUGGGUCUCUCUUCGUUCGCCCGUUCGGAUGAAAACCCACGUCGUUAAUUUCGCCACACCCUAGGUUUUUCCGGCCCACGGUAGCGGUUUUCUUCGCGUAGCCUUUCCUGUCGUGGGGGGCGAAUCGAAAUCCAUGUAGGUGCGCUUCGGAGUGAAUCUGUCGUAUAGCUUCCUGAUUUGCGUUCGACCCUUGAGGAUGGACCCGAGCGGGGGUCAUGCGGUGCUCGAUAUCAGCUCCGACGGCGAAGGGAGAGGCUUCGGUAGUGACGGUGAUGAGUGGAUUCCCCGGCUCCUUAGAGAUGAUCCGGACGAAGUGGUUUUGGUGAAGGAGGUCAAUGCGAAGUCAAAUUCGGACAAAUUUUUGGCGGAUGAUGAUGAUGAUGAUUGCGUGGUGUUGGAUGGAGAUCCUGAGAAGUCGGUCUCCGUUUCCGAUGAUGCGGGGGACGGAGGUUCGGAUGAUCUGCUCAUUGUUGGAGAGAAGGGUCAGGUUGCAUGUAGAGACUAUCCUCAUCCAAGGCAUGAUUGCGUUAUACUUCCUUUCAGCUCAACCUUGCACGAGAAGCACUGUAACUGGUGCCAUUGUUAUGUAUGUGAUUCACCUGCACCAUGCGCAUACUGGGGAAAAGGUUUGACAAAUGUUGACCAUUGUGAUGCCAAUGACAAACAGGAGAAAUGGAAAGUCUGCAGAAAGUAUUUUAAGCAGGGUAGAAAUCCUUUUAUGCCCAUUUCGAGUUCUCUUCCUGAUCCUGUCUCUAUGGUACUUCCACAACUUACUCAAGCUCUGCCUUCUAUAAACACCCCACCGCCAACCAACUCUAUACCACAAAAUCUUGUGUCAAGGCCAAUGAUUUUUCAGCCAUGUUCUUCCCCAACUGGAUCAAGUGUUUCAAGUGAUAUACAAAACAGCAGGAGGCACCAUCCAGGGCAUGUCUCAAGAAGCAGAUUCCAGCCACGCUCGUCGUCAGAACAGUUGCAUCGGGCACAUCAUGUCAUUCAGAAGGAUAGAGUUCAUAGAGAUAGUUACUUGGGGCUUGGGGCCUCAUCUUGUUUCACCCAUUGUGCCACAUAAAAGGACAAGGACCGUUGCUAGUUUUCUGCCAGUAAGCAGAGCUGCAUGAGGUCCAAACAACAUCAGUUACAUGCCUUAUUUACCAUCUUCGACAAAUUCAAUAGACAAUACCAUAGUUAAUCAAAAUCAUAUCAGAAGGCAGAAUAUUCCUUACAGUUUGAAUCUAGUAUCUUCUACUAAUUUGAGCAGCUGUUCGCCCAACUUAAUUGGUGUUUCUUCAAGUAGGAUGCUUUCUCAAGACAGCAGUGAUGGUCUGGGUAGUAAUUAAUCACUCGGUGGGCAAAACAUCCAUCAGCGUCACAGCCAACCUAGCACAAUACCAAGUGUCUCAGAUAGCCUUUACUUGGAUUAACGAUUCCCUUCAAGCAGAUGACAAGCCUCCUGCUCCACCUGCAGCUGAGAGCAUUCAUAUCCCGAUUACAGAGCCCACGCGUGAGGCACAGCCUGCAAGAGAGUUUAAUACUGCCGUGGCUGGAAGUUUUGACAUCGGUGCGGCAGGUGUCGAGGAUGUCGACUUUGAUCAUUGGUGGUUGGAGACCAGAUCCCAGAGGAUAAUUUUGCCCCUGUGCCUGCAGAUGUAGAUUUGGUAUGCUCUUAUUUGUCUGAAAUCACAAGAUGAUAAAAACUCCAUUCGUCUUGGAAAUGUAUAAAUGUUACCUCUAAAUACAAACAAAGGUUUUUUCUCUU